GCCCAAGUCCUCCCUCUACCCAGGUGCUCCUUCCAGCCCUAUUUCGGUAAAAUAAUCUACCAUUUGCCCAGUCGCUCAAGCCGGACACUCGGGAGUCACCCCUCGCCCUCCUCACCCCUACACGUAAUAAUGGACCUGCAAGUUCUGCGGGUCCUAGGGCCUCAGCUUGGCACUUUUCGCUGUUUAUAGCUCCACCAUCUCUCUAGCCUGACCCCAGCCACCGGGUCUCAUCCCUGUUCUCUGCUCCUUCCGUCUUUGGCCUCUAAAAUAACGCCCCCAUCUUCCCACCCAAAACCCCAGUGCAAGUCAUUCUCUUGUAGUCAGAAUCACCCUUUAAAAGCCAAAUCCAGUUAUUUUAUUUCCCAUUCCUCUUAAAAUCCACAGUACUUCCAUAACCUAUCUCCAUGCUAGAUCCAGUAAACUGAGUGUAUAGUGUCUUGUGUACAUGGUAUUGUUUUAUGUGCUUGGGAUAUAGCAAUAAACAAAACAAAGUCCUUCAUUUGUAGGGGUCACAUUCAUUGUAGUAGGGGGCAGGCAAUAAAUGAAUCAAGAAAUACAUAUAUAAGGGGUGCUGAUAUGAAAAAAAAGUAGUAUAAGGAAAGGAGUGGUGGUGAGGAAGGAGAACCUCGAUUUUAAGAACUUUCCUCCCUCCUGCUCACAUUCCUGUUGCCCCUCCCCAGUCCAGGGAGUUGUCUGUCCACAACUGGAAAAUGAGAUUUUUCAUUCACUUAGUGAAGAAAAUAUGACAGUAUGAUGCCUAGAAAGGCAAAUAACGUCCUAUGUACACUAAACUUUGGAAAGUAAUGUUUUUCGUAGAUGUCAUUAUUAAUAUACCACCAAAAUGUGUUUUGGUUUCCAUAGUGCACUUACCUUUAUCAGAAAGCCAACUUUUAUUCUGCUUAUCUCUUGUGCUUUUGUUUGCCUUUUCCUCACCCGGGCCCUCUGAAACCAAAUAAAAAGGCCAGAGAGAGCCUGGUUGAGAUUUCUCGUGCAGGUAGGCAGCAGUUAAGGACUCUGGAAGGGACAGUGUCUUUUGUUCUAGUUCAUCAUGGAUUGGCUUCAGCUCUUCUUUCUCCAUCCUGUGUCACUUUAUCAGGGGGCUGCGUUUCCUUUUGCGCUGCUGUUUAAUUAUCUCUGCAGGAAGGAUUCAUUUUCCACUUGUGCCAGGUACCUCUUCCUCCUGGCCGGGGGAGGCGCCCUGGCCUUGGCCGCCAUGGGUCCCUAUGCUGCUCUUGUCGUCAUCCCUGCUCUCUGCGCUGUGGCUCUGCUCUGCUCCCUCGGCCCACAGGAAGUCCACAGGUGGGCUUUCCUCUUCCAGAUGAGCUGGCAGAGCCUGUGUCACCUGGGGCUGCACUACACGGAGUAUUAUCUGCAAGAGCCUCCUUCCAUGAGGUUCUGCAUCACUCUUUCUUCCCUCAUGCUCUUGACCCAGAGGGUCACGUCCCUCUCACUGGACAUUUGUGAGGGGAAAGUGGAGGCAACAUCAGCAGGCAUCAAGAGCAGGAGCUCGCUGUCUGAGCAUCUGGGUAAGGCACUGCCCUAUUUCAGCUACUUGCUCUUUUUCCCUGCUCUCCUCGGAGGCCCUUUGUGUUCCUUCCAGCGAUUUCAGGCUCGUGUUCAAGGGUCCAGCUCUUUGUGUCCCAGGCACUCUUUCCGGGCUCUGACCUGGAAGGCUGUGCAGAUUCUAGGACUAGAGUGCCUCAAGGUGGGCGUGCGCAGGGUGGUGGGUGCAGGAGCGGGACUGGCCGAUUGCCGGCAACUCGAGUGUGUCUACGUCAUGUGGGCCACAGCCGGGCUCUUCAAACUCACCUACUACUCCCAGUGGCUCCUGGAUGACUCUGUCCUCCAUGCAGCAGGCUUUGGGCCUGUGUCUGGUCAGAGCCCUGGGGACGAGGGAUAUGUCCCCGAUGCAGACAUCUGGACACUGGAAACAACCCACAGGAUAUCCCUGUUCACGAGAGAGUGGAACCACAGCACAGCUCGGUGGCUCAGACGGCUCGUGUUCCAGCAUAGCAGGGUCUGUCCACUCUUGCAGACGUUCGCCUUCUCUGCCUGGUGGCAUGGACUCCACCCAGGACAGGUGUUCGGUUUCCUUUGCUGGGCUGUGAUGGUGAAAGCUGACUACCUGAUUCACGCCUUUGCCACUUUGUUUAUCAAAUCCUGGCCAGGGAGGCUGCUCUAUAGAACCCUCGCCUGGGCCCACACGCAGCUGAUCAUUGCCUACAUCAUGCUGGCUGUGGAGGUCAGGAGCCUCUCUGCCCUCUGGUUGCUGUGGAAAUCCUACAACAGUGUCUUCCCUGUGGUGUACUGUGUUCUGCUUUUUCUAUUAGCGAAGAGAAAGCACAAAUUUAACUGACAUCUUUCCUCGGCUUUCAUCCUCUACAACAGUGAAACAGAGUUUAGAAAGUGCCAGAUGAUGCAUUGAUAACACGUGUGUUCGAACUUUUCCAUAAUAAAGGAUUGGAUGGAUAUACCUGAUGAAUUGCCAUAGAAAUUUGUGUGUCUGCUUUACUGAGGACACAAAAAAGAAAAAGACCUGGUUUCUUCCCUUAGAGUUGACAAUCUAGGUGUGGAAGCAAAGUUUAAAUAAAGCAAUAGAUAAAAACACAAGGUGCUGUGAACCAAAUGGCAAACGGUCUAUACGUGGAUGCCCAAAAAUUGAGAGUCCAGUUGACCUACUAGAACGUGAACUUUAGCAACACAAAGACAAAAACAAAACAAAACCUAAAUCAUAUCAUCAGACUGGUUUGCUAUAUGAACUGAAGACUCAUCCCGAAUCCAUAAGUUUGAAAAAUUUGGCCCAAAUUUGGAAAUUUGAAAAAUUUGGUCUAAAAAUGGUAAGGCUGACAUUAUUCUCAGAGAUACAUUAGCAAACUGAAAAUCCACCUAAGACUUGAUAACUACUUACAUAAUUGUUAAAUACAAAACCGACUCAUGAAAUGUGUCUUACAAAGAGACCAAUAACAGGAAGUAAACACUUUUAGCAUAACUUUGAGGGUAGGUCUGAUUCCUUUUUCUUGGCAUAUCCUAAAUAACUGCCUCUGUUUUUUCCUCUGUUAGGAUUUAAAAUGCACCAAGAGAAAGGUAUCAGGACCUCCAAGCAGUACUGAAGCAAUGUCAUACCAGCAUGUUCAAAGUUUUGCCACCUGUGCAGGCCACCCAUGCUAUUUUAUAAUUACCAUUUUUCUUUAAUCAACUUUAAUUCAGCUUUUUAAAACUCACGUUCCUUCGAAGCAAUGGCAUUGAUGCCCUUUGGUGUACUAAUUAUAUUUGAUUCUAGUACUAACUACAAGAAACACACACUUGUUCAAACUAAAAAUGUUUAUUCGUGUACUGUU
Molecule: messenger RNA, 3338 nt
Organism: Microcebus murinus (gray mouse lemur)
Lineage: Eukaryota; Metazoa; Chordata; Mammalia; Primates; Cheirogaleidae
Gene: MBOAT4
Product: membrane bound ghrelin O-acyltransferase MBOAT4
Biological process (GO): peptidyl-serine octanoylation; lipid modification
Cellular component (GO): endoplasmic reticulum membrane
Molecular function (GO): serine O-acyltransferase activity
Source: RefSeq, a predicted model, not a curated record